GCGUAGUUCGCACGUGUCGGAGGGCGCGGGCGGUCGGAAUCAUGUGGUCAUGGGCGGCCUGGGGCAGCCUCCUCGUCGCCGUCGCCGCCGCCGUGGCCGCUCGCAGGAAGUCGCGGCCGGAGCGGGAAAUUGAGGCGGACGGGCGCGUCGUGGUGGUAACCGGGUGCGACAGUGGCAUCGGGUACGCCCUGGCGCUGCGGGCGCGGGCGUGGGGCUUCACUGUGAUUGCCACUUGCCUCUCCACCCUCUCAAUCCCCGCCCAGCAGCUUCAAGAUGCGGGCGUGAUCGUCGUGCACCUCGACCUGCGCCGAAUGGAGGGCGUCGAGCACCUGAAGAAAACGAUCGCGCGCCUUCAGGAGGAGCGGAAGAAGCUGUGGUGUCUAGUGAACAAUGCUGGAGUUCUGACCUACGCGCAUUGUGAGUGGCAGACGACUCCCAUGGUGACCAGCCAGGUACUUGUCAACUUGACCGGGGCCAUUCUCCUCACCCGCGACCUUCUGCCCGUCCUCAGGAGGAACAAAGGUCGUGUGGUGAACGUGUCCUCUCCUUCCGGCCAGCUGGCGUCGCCCUUCAUGAGUGUUUACUGCGCGAGCAAGUGGGGUCUGGAGGGGUACAGCCAGGCCCUUCGUCGCGAGGUGGCGCCCUUCGGAGUCUCCGUUGUUGUGGUCCGCCCUUGCAACCUCCCCAACCGCACGGGCAUCCUGGUGGCCAACGCGGACCAGCUGCUCACCAUGAUGGCGGAGGCGGCGCCCGAAACCCGCGAGGACUACGGGCCUAUGAUCGAGCGGAUGCAGAGGACCUUCCAGCAGUGCUUCGAGGGCGUGUCCGAGGUGCAGGAUCUCCGCGACGAUUACCUGAUGCAGUGCUUUAGAUAUGCCAUGAUACUGGAACGGCCCGAAGCUGUAUAUUCUGCAGCGCCAUUGGUCGUGAGGUUCGCCCUGUCGCUGUUCCAAGUCAUUCCUACAUCCUGGUUAGACGCCGUCGUCGGCAGAGACCUCCAUAACUCUGUGCUGAGCCUCGCCGCGAACCAAUAGUCGGGUCGGCCGGGUCGAGGGGCCUCGCGGGCCAUUCCAUGCUAUCUAGUGCAUACACAU
Molecule: messenger RNA, 1094 nt
Organism: Penaeus vannamei (Pacific white shrimp)
Lineage: Eukaryota; Metazoa; Arthropoda; Malacostraca; Decapoda; Penaeidae
Product: D-beta-hydroxybutyrate dehydrogenase, mitochondrial
Biological process (GO): steroid metabolic process
Cellular component (GO): intracellular membrane-bounded organelle
Molecular function (GO): oxidoreductase activity
Source: RefSeq, a predicted model, not a curated record